Onychostoma macrolepis is the source of this 896-nucleotide messenger RNA. RefSeq names its product claudin k (gene cldnk). Gene Ontology annotation, cellular component: plasma membrane; bicellular tight junction. The transcript has a single exon. The coding region runs from base 10 to 660 and encodes 216 amino acids. Gene Ontology annotation, biological process: bicellular tight junction assembly; cell adhesion. The record is from RefSeq and is a predicted model, not a curated record. Gene Ontology annotation, molecular function: structural molecule activity. NCBI's taxonomy places the organism in Eukaryota, Metazoa, Chordata, Actinopteri, Cypriniformes, Cyprinidae.
AGAUUCACCAUGGCAACUACCGGCAUGCAGCUGCUCGGCCUGGUCCUGUCCAUCAUAGGUUGGGUGGGCGGGUUCCUGGUGUGCACCCUGCCCAUGUGGAGGGUCACCGCCUUCAUCGGAAACAACAUUGUAACAGCGCAGAUCACAUGGGAGGGCCUGUGGAUGAAUUGCAUCUGGCAGAGCACAGGGGAGAUUCAGUGCAAGGUGUAUGACAGCCUUCUGGCUCUUCCUAGUGACAUGAAGGCCGCCCGUGGUUUGACGGUUCUUGCUUUGCUCAUCUGCACCCUGGCGCUCACACUCGGUGUUCUGGGUAUCAAGUGCACAGAGUGCGUGGGCCUCCCAAGCCUCAAAGCGCGCUUGGCACGAGUGUCCGGCGUGCUUUUUGUCAUCGCGGGGUUCCUCAUCCUCGUACCUGUCUGCUGGACAGCCCAUUCCAUCAUCAGGGAUUUCUAUGACCCCUAUGUGGCGGCUCCUCACAAACGUGAGCUUGGCCCCGCACUCUACCUGGGCUGGGGGGGUUCGGCUUUGCUCUUGAUCGGUGGAUCGCUCCUCUACGCAGGGUCCAAUCCCCCUGGGAUUCCCUCUUCUCCUACAUUUAGCAGCGGCGAGAGCAGCCCACGUCGAGCGGGGGGACCAGCUCAGGUCAAAGGUUAUGUUUAAUGACCAGCAGCGACACGCCAGUCCCCGGAAGCCUUCUCUGCUAGAGUUUCCCAUUGUGAUAGAUUCAAGUUAAUUUUAAUCUAUUUUUUAUCAUUCAGAAUAUUUCUGUAGUCUGAUGGAGGCAGUGAAUAGAAAUGUGAAAUCAAGUUUCCUUGCCACCUCUAAUGUCCACUCAUAAGUCUGUCUAUCUCUGUAUUUGUCUAUUAUGUUAUUCAGUAAUAAAACCUUAAAUCCUU